Purpureocillium lilacinum is the source of this 663-nucleotide messenger RNA. RefSeq lists its product as uncharacterized. Gene Ontology annotation, cellular component: mitochondrion. NCBI's taxonomy places the organism in Eukaryota, Fungi, Ascomycota, Sordariomycetes, Hypocreales, Ophiocordycipitaceae. The record is from RefSeq and is a predicted model, not a curated record. Gene Ontology annotation, molecular function: flavin adenine dinucleotide binding; flavin-dependent sulfhydryl oxidase activity.
AUGGCGCGCCGACAGCACCUCACCGCGUCGCUCAUUCUGGCGCUCGUCGUCUUUUUCAGCAUAACCUUCUUCAUGACGGGCAGCUCCACUGCUGGACGAAACGUCGCCGAUCUGUCACCAGGAGCCGCCCGGUCCGCCCCCGAGAAGCCGCUGAAGGGGCUCGACACGCCGCACGACGGUGCAUCAUCUUUUGCGGUCGACCUGGAAAGCGCGGGCGACCUUUUCAAUGGCGACUCAAUAGCGCCCAAGAUGGAGAAUGCGACUCUAAAAGCCGAGCUCGGCCGUGCGACCUGGAGAUUCCUGCACACCAUGGUCGCCCGCUUCCCCGAGAAGCCGACGCCAGACGACCGCAAGACCCUCGAGACCUUCAUCCACCUCUUUGCGCGGCUGUACCCGUGCGGCGACUGCGCGAAGCAUUUCCGAGGCCUACUGGCCAAAUAUCCGCCGCAAACGAGCAGCCGCAACUCGGCCGCCGGCUGGCUAUGCUUCGCGCACAAUGUCGUCAACGAGCGCCUCCACAAGCCCGUCUUCGACUGCAACAAGAUUGGCGACUUUUACGACUGCGGCUGCGGCGACGAGGGCAAGAAGGACAAGAAGAAGGAAGGGGAGAAGCGAGACGAAGAUGCAUUGGCUACUUCAGAGAUCAAGGCCGAAGCGUUGUGA